Molecule: messenger RNA, 570 nt
Organism: Panicum virgatum (switchgrass)
Lineage: Eukaryota; Viridiplantae; Streptophyta; Magnoliopsida; Poales; Poaceae
Product: RING-H2 finger protein ATL39-like
Exons: 1
Coding region: 1-570 (189 amino acids)
Source: RefSeq, a predicted model, not a curated record
AUGUCUAACUCGCCGGCCUUCCCCUACUACAUUGAUGUCCCGCCGCCGCCGCCACCGGCACUGGCAUCGCCUGGACUCGGCCUUGCCUUCGCCGUCCUCGGCGCGAUUCUGAUCAUGCUUGCGUUCAAGUACUUGUGCAAGGUCAUCCCUACAGACAAUGAACCUCUCGGACACCAUAGCGGCAGCCACGGCGCUGCUUCGGCCACUCAUCAUCAGCAGCGGCGGUCGCCACGGCGACUUUCCGACGGUGGGCAGCUACACGGAGCCAGCAGCUUGGACGACCGGCCGCGGCUCCCGGGCCCGACGCCUAGCCUUCCGGAGGCAUUCGCGUACAACCGAACGCUGCAGAGAAAAGUGGCGGACACCGUCGGCGAGGAGGCGGCGGCGUGCGCGGUGUGCCUCGGCGCCUUCGAGUUCGGGGAGAUGGUGCGGCUGCUGCCCGUGUGCCUUCACCUCUACCACGCAGAGUGCAUCGACCCAUGGGUGCGUAAGCACUCGACGUGCCCGGUCUGCCGGUCCGAGACGGACCCCACGGUGGUGAUGGACGUCAGCCAGCUACCACCUGUUUAG